This is a messenger RNA of Myxocyprinus asiaticus (Chinese sucker), 6379 nucleotides long. RefSeq names its product RNA-binding protein 47-like. The coding region runs from base 260 to 2062 and encodes 600 amino acids. The record is from RefSeq and is a predicted model, not a curated record. Gene Ontology annotation, molecular function: mRNA binding. NCBI's taxonomy places the organism in Eukaryota, Metazoa, Chordata, Actinopteri, Cypriniformes, Catostomidae. The transcript has 7 exons. Gene Ontology annotation, cellular component: nucleus.
CCAUCACUCUGGACUGUCAAGACCUGAGAGAACUGACACGAUCAGGGGUGAAAUCUUAAGAAACAGGGAUGAAUGUGACUGAUCUACUGUAUCUUUGAUUGGUUUGAGAUUCUGUUUGACAGCUACUUAACACUGCAGACUUUCUGAUCCCAAGACCCAACUAAUUUCUGCAAUUCUCCAGCUGUGAUCCUUGGAGAUUCUUUGGCCACUUGAACCAUCCUCCUCACUACUUCAAUCCUGAUUGGAUGCUUUUUUCAAAAUGACAGCAGAAGACUCCGCCUCUGCCAUUGCUAUGAAUAACUCUAGCCCUUCCUCCACUUCUAAGGCCUCCUCAGGGCAUCCUCAACAUCACAGCUCCAUCCCAGAGGGUGUGGCUGGGGCCCCCAACGAAGCUGCACUUUUGUCACUGAUGGAGCGGACUGGCUAUGGAAUGGUGCAAGAAAAUGGACAGCGCAAAUAUGGCCCGCCACCUGGCUGGCAAGGCCCUGCUCCCCAACGUGGCUGUGAAAUCUUUGUUGGUAAAAUCCCACGUGACGUCUACGAGGAUGAGCUGGUGCCAAUAUUUGAGAGUGUAGGACGGAUCUAUGAGAUGCGCCUGAUGAUGGAUUUUGAUGGGAAGAACCGCGGUUAUGCAUUUGUUAUGUACACUCAGAAGCACGAGGCUAAGCGAGCUGUUCGAGAACUCAAUAACUACGAAAUUCGUCCAGGAAGGUUGCUAGGUGUUUGCUGUAGUGUAGAUAACUGCCGCCUCUUCAUUGGUGGAAUUCCCAAAACCAAGAAGCGUGAGGAGAUCCUGGAGGAAGUUUCCAAGGUGACUGAGGGGGUGCUGGAUGUGAUCGUGUACGCGAGUGCAGCGGAUAAGAUGAAGAAUCGUGGCUUUGCCUUUGUAGAGUAUGAGUCUCAUCGUGCUGCUGCUAUGGCCAGAAGAAAGCUCAUGCCAGGACGAAUUCAGCUCUGGGGACACCAGAUUGCAGUUGACUGGGCUGAACCUGAGAUUGACGUUGACGAGGACGUCAUGGAAACAGUGAAGAUUCUAUAUGUGCGGAACCUGAUGAUAGAGACCAGCGAGGAGACUCUGCGCCAAACCUUUGGCCAGUUUAGCCCUGGCUGCGUAGAACGUGUCAAGAAAAUCCGAGACUACGCCUUUGUUCACUUUGCCAGUCGAGAUGAUGCUGUGGUUGCAAUGGACAACCUGAACGGCACAGAGAUCGAAGGUUCUCUUAUUGAAGUGACCCUGGCCAAGCCUGUGGAUAAGGAGCAGUACACUCGUUAUCAGAAGGCAUCUAAGGGAACAGCAGCUGUGACAACUACUGACAACACCCAACAAAGUUACGUGUAUCAAUGUGACCCAUAUACACUCGCCUAUUACAGCUAUCCCUACAACACACUCAUUGGACCCAACCGAGACUACUUCAUCAAAGCAGGUACUGUAAGAGGCCGUGGUCGUGCUGGGGCUGGUAACAGGGGCCCAGGGCCCCGUGGCUCAUACCUUGGUGGCUAUUCAGCUGGCCGAGGCAUUUACAGCCGCUACCAUGAAGGAAAGACCAAACUGCCGGACAAACCUUACGAGAUCAUGACCAAUUUAGAGCUGGCAGCUGUGAACCCAGUCGGCAUGAAGCCUGGCACAAUGGUUCUUCCAGCUCUUGGUGCCCAAUACCCAACAACUGUGUUCUCUACUGGCCCAGCAAAGUUCAUGGAGGAAGGAAAGAUGCAUCCCAUGGAGCAUCUGAUAAACCCCCUGGCCCUUCAGCACGACCCCAAUGCAGCCCAGGCCACUGCGGCUGUCAUACCUGCAGUCUCCACACCACCCCCUUUCCAGGGUCGUCCUAUAACACCAAUCUAUGCCAUGGCUCAUAAUGUUCAGAGGAUCCCAGCAGCUGCCAGUCUGUAUGGGGCUGGGUACAUGCCUAUAGCUGCCCAUGCCAACACCGCCACUCUGGCAGCACUACAGAAGAAUGCUGCCGUGGCAGCUGCAGCCUAUGGAGGAUACGCCGGAUACAUGCCUCAGGCCUUCCCUGCCACCUUCCAGAUGCCCAUUCAUGAUGUAUACCAGACCUACUGAGAUAUCAUCAAUCAAAAUGACCUGUAUUUACACACCAGCACAGACCAGCAGACCUUCAUGCUACAUCUAUGAGGUCUGCUGGCUAACUGAACCACAUUGAGUGAAAUUGACAUACAGUAGCAACAUAAAAACAAACACUUUCUGACUCGUGUCUAGCUCCCUGGAUGCCUUUAGAUUUCUGCACAAGGUAAUGCUGGCAGCAAGGAUGUAGACCACUUUUCACUGAUCCCACUCAUAGACUCCAUGACAUUAAUCAAACUUCCUGGCCGAAGGUUAGGAAUCUAGACAUGUGACCUAGACUUCUAAUCUACUGAUUUUGUCCAAAACCACUUGUAUAUGCUACUGAUGAGCUUAUCAAGAUGCCCCAUACCCUAUUUUCAUCUCUGGCUGAGGUGGACCUUUGUUCCCUUUGUGUUAUAUAUCUAUGUGGACACAAACCCCUGCAGUGUGACCAGAACCCCAGCCACUUUUCCCUUUAGACCAAUGAGAAAUUUCUGUAAUCUGUCAUGGAGAUGUUCACCAGACUUAGUUUGAUUUCAAAGCCAUCACACAACUUAACGAAUGGCAAAUCAAUCCCGUCUUCUCUCAUAGUUCCCACUCAAAUCCCCUCAAGAGGCAUGUGACCUGAUUGCAUGUUUUAUGAUUCUACAGAUGUCUUUAACAACCCUGUUUAUUAGUUUUGGUCUACUGUGUACUGGAUACAGCGGUGGAUUGACUCCGGGUGAUAUGUUAGUGCGUUUAUAUGAAGAAAUUUAGCAUUUAAGACUUGCAGGAUCACACUUAUUGACAUAUUACUGUCUUCCGCACACACCCAGUGGAUAGCCAUUAGCCAGAGUAUUUCUGUCCCUUUAGGACCACUGUACACCAAACACUCCUAAUACCACUCCUGUGCCUUCACGGCACAAGAAUACUGAAGCAAUGUUGUAGUAUUUGUGGUCUUGGAGUGAGCAUAUUUAAAGCCUCUCCUUGCUUAAAUACUUUUGUUUUGUGAAAAAAAAAAAUAUGUAAAACUAUAAAAAAAUAAAUAAAUAAAAAAAAAUUCAACAACUGCUGAGCAGGAGCUUCAACAACCACAGAAGUAGAAGAUUUAAAGUGUUUCCUGAAAAUGUUGUGUUUUGAGUUAAUGACAUAUACAUAUAAAAUGUUUUGUGUUUUGAAAAUGUCGGAAUUUUCCGUCCACUGGGUGGCCCGCCUGCGAGUCUAGAUGAUAAUAUUUGCAUUCAUUUUAUCUCCUUUACUGUUUUUGACAUUUGUUUGCUUUUGCUAUUUUAUAUUUAGAUUAUUAUAAGAUUUUAAUAUUUAGUUGUUUUUUAGUUGUGUUUGUUGUCUGGAAGAUUUUUUCUUUUUUAACUAUAAGAUAAAGAUUUAUAGGGAUAGUUCACCCAAAAAUGAAAGUUCUCUCAUCAUUACUCACCCUCAUGAUAUCCCAGAUGUGUAUGACUUUCGCUCUUCAGCAGAACACAGACAAAGAUUUGUAGGAGAAUAUUUCAUCUCUGUAGGUCUUCACAAUGCAAGUGAAUGGGUGCCAACAUUUUGAAGCAUCAAAAAGCAUAUAAAGGGCAGCAUGAAAGUAAUCCAUAAGACUCCAGCAGUUCAUUGUAUAUCUUCUGAAGUGAUAUGAUAGGUGUGGGUGAGAAACAGAUCAAUAUUUAAGACAUUUUUGUCAUAAAUUCUCCUCCCAGUCCAGUAGGUGGCGAUAUGCACGAAGAAUGUGAAUCGCCAAAAACAAAAGAAGAAGAAUGUGAAAGUGGAGAUUGAUAGUAAAACAUUGAUCUGUUUCUCAAUCACACUUCUGAAGAUAUGUACUUAACCACUGGAGUCGUAUGGAUUACUUUUAUGCUGCCCUUUAUGUGCUUUUGAAGAUUCAAAAAUUGGGUACCCAUUCAUUUGCAUUGUAUGGACUACAGAGCUGAGAUAUUCUUCUAAAAAUCUUUAUUUGUGUUCUGCAGAAGAAAGAAAGUUGUACACAUCUGGGAUGGUAUGAAGGUGAGUAAAUGAUGAGAGAAAUUUUUUUGGGGUGAACUAUUUCUUUAAACAAGAACCAAACAAUGACUAGGUUUUUUCUGUUUUAAAAGCAAUUGUUCUUUCCACAACAGAGGAAUGAGCCUCAGUGUUUACAUUCUCAGAGGCAAAAUGCAUUUUAUAUAAGUUAGUUUUGAGAGUAUUCAAAAACCUAUACUGGACGACAGUUGUUGGGUGAUAAUAUAUUUUAAAUGCACAAACCGGACGGAUAAAAAAUAGCUGGGUUGAAGAUGCAGUAUAGCAUAAUUUACAAUGAAGUAUAUCUGCUGACUGAUAUUGGCUGUGCUGGUGGUUUGUAGGUAAUGACCAAACUGUGCAUUAAGCAGCCUUUAGUUCUGUGUUUCCUAGCUACUGGCACUUUAAUGUAUCACUAUCCAGUCCUGUAAACGUAGUCUCCUUAAUAUUCCCUUUUGUGCCAAUAAUACAAAUUACACUUGAAAUACUGUCCAAUUUACAAAGGAACUAGUGCUGUUCAUGUUGUUCAUUAACGUGGUCCUGAGAUGCAGGCCAAGUAAACAAUUUUGUUCACCUAAUUCCUCCUAUAGAUGCCUGGAAACUCAGUCGACAGUCCAUUCUGUUGUGUAGUUUGCUUCUUUAGUAGUUCUAUCCCUGCAUUUUUGGAGAUCACACUCCAAGUGGUACUCAGACUGUACUGAGGUGCACUUAAACAUGUUUAGUGUGACCCAAAGUAAUAAACAGGCACUUUUGUCAUUUUAGGGGUAUUAUAAUUGGAAUGUACUGGACCAAAAUGAAACCAGGGAGCUCAGAGAACCUCUGUUAAAAUCCUCAUUGCUUUUCAAUGUCUGCUGUAUGUCAUAUGAAUGUCCUCCUGAAGACUGCUGUAUGCUACCAUCGCCUUCUGUAGGGCUGCGUAUGUCACAUCUGUGCCUUUAUUCAGACUGCUGUCUGACAAGUGACCUCUAAAAACACUGUUUUGUCAUCUUUUUUUUUUCAUUCCUUUUCUUUCAGAAAGUUUUUUUUUCCUUCUAUUUAUGUUAUACCGUUGUGUCAGUUGUUCUGGGGGCUCUGAGUGUUAGAGUUUUGCUGCUUUAUUUGGUAUUUUGCUUUCAUUGAGUUGAUGUUAAGUACAGCCUGUGUUUAGAAGAGACUGAGUGAAACUUUUUGGGGGGGGAAAUCUCAAGAUACACAACCAAACAACAACAAAAAAGACAAUCCACGGAGUUCACAUCUUACAGGUUACACACCAUGUAAGCUUAUGUGAGAGCCACACACAUUUUCACAACCUGCCAAUAUCACUGAGGACAGUGACUCUGAGUCACUCCACAUUUUGUGUGUGUGUGGUCAUGCCUUUAUGUUAAAGUGAACCAUCCGUUCUCUCUAUUAAAAUCUUUUAUUAUGAGCAAAACAGUCAGGAUAUAUUUAAUAUAUACAGUACAUUAUUUUUGUGUAUGAAGUACGAGAAUAUGCUAUAAUAUAUUUUAAGACUCUUUUUCCAUCUUUAUAUGUGCUUUGUUUAGAGUUAAACAACUACAAAACAUGUUUUUUUUGGUUUGUAUUUUUUUUGGCCAGUGUUCAAUGAGGUGUAAUCUAAUGUAAGAGAGAGAGUGUGUGUGUCUGUGUGGGGGCAGGUUUGGGUGGUAUACGAUGACAGUUUUUUAGGUUACAAACUGGUAAUUACAAGGGUAUUAUGCUAUAAAUGUGGUUUAUGAGGACAUUUCUAGUGUCCCCAUAAUUCAAAUCGCUUAAAAAACAUACUAAACUAUGUUUUUUUCAAAAUGUAAAAAUGCAGAAUGUUGUUUGUGAGGGUUAGGUUUAGGGGUAGGGUUAGGGUUAGGGUUAGGGGAUAGAAUCUAUAGUUCGUACAGUAUAAAAAUCAUUGUCUAUGGAGAGUCCUCAUAAGGAUAGCCACACCAACAUGUGUGUGUGUGUGUGUGUGUGUGUGUGUGUGUGUGUGUUAAAAACACCAGUCAUGGAUAUAUUAAAGUGGAUAAAACUCGCCAUUUUGGAGUCAACGCUGGCCCAAAUUGACCAUGCAUUCAUUGGCAAAACAUGGUUCUUUUUUGUGAUCAUUUCAUAAACACUACAUGUGUAGCGUUUUGGUUUUCCUUUUUAUGACUUGUUUCUUGUUACUAAAAAAAUAAACGAACAAGACAAUGUGACCUCGGCUGAGGACAUUUAGAUAAUGUAGAAUGUUAUUGCCAAAAUAUUCUUAUCUUUCCUUUUUUUAGAUCUUCAUAGACUGUUUUCUAUCUUCCAUUGCUUGUUUAAGGCUUUUUGGCAUUGUUGUAUUUAUAGCAGUAGUUUAAUAAAGCAUUUUCAAAAAGAAGAGUAAAA